AUUAAUGUUUUUUUUUUCAGGCAAUAUGAAGCUGCCAGACCCGAAGCGAAUGCUCGGCAGCAUAUUUCCAAUACUCCAAUGGUCGAAGAGUUAUAACCUCGGGACGGGUGUCGGUGACCUGAUAGCUGGGAUCACUGUGGCUCUGACGCUUAUACCUCAGUCUAUAGCCUACGCGUCGCUCGCUGGAUUAGAACCACAGUACGGUUUAUACGCAUCACUGCUCGGCGGAUUCGUGUACGGGAUCACGGGCACGUGCCCUCAGAUAAACAUCGGGCCCACAGCGCUGCUGUCGCUACUGACGUUUACGUACACGAACGGCACGAGUCCGGACUUCGCCGUGCUCUUGUGUCUGACGUCGGGGCUCGUGCAGCUGGUCGCUGGCACGUUGCAGCUUGGUUUCCUCGUGGAAUUCGUCUCGCUGCCAGUCGUCUCUGGCUUCACAUCCGCAGCCGCAGUAACCAUCGCCUCAUCGCAAGUCAAGGGCUUAUUAGGGCUCAAGUUCAGCGCCGAGACCUUCAUAGCUACUUGGAAGGAACUGUACCGUCAUAUAGAAGACACGAGGUUACCUGAUACACUGCUCAGUUUAGCGUGCUGUAUCGUGCUGUUAGGUAUGAAGGCCCUAAAGGACAUUCGCAUCGGUGUAAAAGACAGUGAAAAAAGUCAAAAAGGGGUCGUUUUCAUACAGAAGAGCUUGUGGUUCGCCGGGGUGUCGAGAAACGCGGUGGUGGUCAUCCUCGCUGCCGCUGUCGCCUUCUUUGUUUAUUUGGAUGUUGGAGACCCGUUGAUAUUGACAGGUAAAAUAACACCGGGCCUGCCAACACCACAAGUGCCCCCGUUCCACACGACGGUCGGGAACGUCACCGUCUCCGCGGGCGGCAUGCUGGCGCAGCUCGGCUCUGGCCUGCUGGUCGUCCCUCUAGUGGGGAUCAUCUCUAAUGUUGCCAUCGCUAAGGCAUUUUCAAACGGCAAAACGCUGGACGCAACACAAGAGAUCAUAGCUCUCGGCGUUUGCAAUGUGGUGGGAGCUUUCUUCCGCUCUUUCCCCGUUAACGGUUCCUUCACUCGAAGUGCCGUGAGCGACGCUUCGGGCGUACGCACCCCCGCCGCUGGAUUCGUUACCGGAAUAAUAGUGCUAUUGACUCUGGCACUACUAACCCCGUACUUCUACUUCAUCCCUCGGGCAGCCCUGUCCGCCGUGAUCGUGUGCGCAGUGCUACAUAUGGUCGACAUCGACAUCAUUAAGAAACUGUGGAGGUCCAGCCGACUAGAUAUAAUCCCAUUGCUGGGUACAUUUGUGUGCUGCCUUGCGCUCGGGAUAGAGAUCGGUCUGAUCUGCGGCGUGGGCAUCGACGUCCUUUUGCUCUUGUACUACAACUCCCGACCACCUCUCGACGUGAAAUAUAUUGAGGAAGAAAAUCUCCCACCACAUUAUUCUAUCCACCCAGUGGGCAAUCUCCAUUUUGCUGGAGCGGAAAAAGUGAGAUUAAAGCUCUCUUCGCUGAAAAAUGAUAAUAAAGCGACAUUAAAGCAACUAACUAUCGUACCUGGAGCUAAUGACAGUGUUUUAUCAAACGGAGCUGGGAGCCAGUGCAAUGGCGGUGCAAGUAAUGCGACAGGAAGAGAUAUUGCUGGCCGGAGGUCGAGUGUACUUGUGAUACAUUGCGACUGUUUGUAUAGAUUAGACUAUACAUUUUUACAGAGUAUGAAGAUGUUAGUGACAGAGCGGUCACGCAGUGGACUCGUGGUGUGGUGCGACGCGCUUCCUCUAGUGAGAGAUCAGCUAAGAGCUGUUCUACCUGACGCCGUGUUCUGUGAUACUCAGCAGUUACCAGUAGUUCUUGCAGACGCUCGCUCAUCAGGCGACCACUCGGGCGUUAGUGAUACUCAACUUUAGUGCUUCGUCUAGCUUAGUGUCAAGUUAGAUGAUAAAUAAUAUUGUGUUGUGCUGUGACUUAUACAAUUUUAUCGUAUACUUAUAUGAAUUUUGAAUUUUAACCAGUGAUCUAGUGGCUGAACUUAACAUCAUGGGGGAGUCUAAAGCUCACAGACUCCGUUGGUUGGGCCAUCUUGAGAGAAUGGAUGAAGAUCGGAACGUGAAAAGAGCGUACCUGGGCCGCCCACAGUAGGAGGACGUCCUAUCGGACUCCCCAGCCUCUCUGGGGCGACAUGGUGGAGGCGGAUCUGCGCGAGCUUCUAGUCAACAUAUGGCGAGAGGUCGCACAGGACCGAGAAAAGUGGCGCUGUCUUGUGUCGGAGGCCAAGUCUCAUUUUGGGUCGUUGAGCCAACGGAGUAAGUACAACCAGUGACCAUUAGCGUUAGAAAACAUUAUGCUCAGAAUGUUAUUCAUUUAAGGAAUCUUUAGAAAAAUGUAAGGUCACGUUAGGAUGUGUCAGCUGCGUUACUGAUGCAACAUUAUUGCAGCGGCGUUGAUAUCACGGUUGACUGUCAAUUUCCUUGAUAAAAUGUAUGAAGUUCGCCGUCGAAUUACUGUCACGAUUAUGACGUUCAAUCAGUCAGUCAUUUUACUAAAUAAAUUGACAGAUACAGCGUCCGCGUCAAGGUCGCAGUGGUAACGUCGCAGCAGUAACGCAGCUGCUGUCAACUCGAAUGUCACUUUUACCGUACCUACCCAAUACUUAAGGAUUUUGAAGUCUAAUUUCUGGUUGUGAAUUAUAAGCAUCUACACCGAUCAGUGAUUAAUAUUACAGGUUAUUUAGUUACCAUAGUAUAUAAUACGUGAACAUUUUCGGCAACGUCAUUUUAUUGACAGUGAUGUAUCUGUUGUAGUGUGAUGCAAUCUGUGACCUGGCUCCAAUUUCACCACGGCUACAAUUGUCAGUGACAUAUGUCGAGCGACAAUUGUCAAGCGACAGGUGACAUAUUACAAUUUUAUAAAAUAUUUUCUACAGAAAUACUUACAAACAUGACAGGCAUUUUGCUACAAUUGUAUGUAUUACAAUUAUGUUGUGAAACAAGAAUUAUUUUUUCUAGUCGACAUAUUUGUAGAAUUGUCGGUGAAUCUUGACAGGAAAUGAGUUAUAUGUCGGAAUUUCGUGACAGUUGUAGUGUUUCUUGUGACAAUUGUCAUAAACUUAGCAAGAGAAAUAUCUGUUUUUUUCCGAUAUAAUAAAGUUUUUUUUUAAUAAUACGAUGAUGGUGGCAAACAGGAAUACGGCCCGCCCGAUGGUAAGCGGUAACCUUAGCCCAUGGAUGCCUGUGACGUCAGCAACAGUGAUGUUUUACAAUUGUCGCACCUGUCACCGUGGUGAAAUUGGGGCCUGAUGAUUCAUAAGAUUUUUUUUAAUGAAUAGGUUUAUUACAUAAGUAUGUGUUGAGUUUGAUGAAUUUAAUAAAUAUAAGAUAGAUAGGUACCUAUAAAUAUUUUAUAAAGGUCCAUGAAAUAUUAGGCUAAAUUAGAUACCAAUCAAAUUAAAGCUUUAUAAUUUGAUACGAAUACGAUAAAGUGAUACUGUUUUUUUUCUCGUAAGCGGGCUGUAGCUUAUAGUAGUAGUGGUUUUCAGGGACAAAAAUGUAUCAAUGCUAGUGAUUAAUUAAAUAACGACUCACGAUUGUUAUCGAUAUCGAUACCAAACUAUUUCAAUCAAAAUAAAAACAAAAUCGUAACUUAGUGUUUUCGUCUUAGAGUAUAUAACCAACGGAGAUGCCAUGUCUAAAAUUUUCGGUACAAAAUAGUCUGCCGUUUUUUGCGGGGGAGGGGCACAUCAAAAGUAUAGGUACGUCAUGUCAGAUAAACGUCAGUCCAUACAUAUAGUUGACAUGUGGUUGACCAUUGGCCGCCUAUUUCCGACAGAGGGGAGGGAACGCCUGUUAAUGGCGGCUCCAUUGUUAAUUACUCUGAGGUUUUCGUCCAGGGGGGCGAUUAUUGAAUUUCGAUCGCUCGAUUUCGUCACUCGAAAAUUGUUGGAAAACGGCGAAAUGCUUAUUUUUGAAAUACGAGCGAUAGAAAUUUGGAAUCUAGUGGUAUUGACCACUCGUUUUCAAUUCUAUUAGUAGAAUUUAAAUGCAUAGUACUGGAGAUAUUAUUUAACGAAAUACACGAAAUCGAGGGGUCGAAUUUCAAAAAUCGGCCCCCAGUUCCCUCGUUAGUCGUAGUUAGUCGGUAGUUCGUCGUCAGUACAUUCGACAGCGUGACGUCACGUACGCGUAUGAGUUAAGACACAUAUUGUAUGGGAUUUUGAGUUUGCAAAACGCUUGGCGCGCUGUUCAAAAUCCCAUACAAAAAUAGACAUUACGUAAACGCGAACCCCUUGUCACGCUAUCUAAUGAAAUCACUAGGGGUUCUUGUGUAUAUUUAUAUGUAAAUCUAUUUACAGUCAACUAAACAACUAAAUCAGUAACAAUAUCUAAGCCGUCACGUCGUCAGCAUCAAUGCAUAAAUAAUUACAUUAUAAUAUAACUUUGUAUCAACUUUACAUAAUUGCUCAAUUGCUAAUAUUUGUAUAUAAUUUGCGAGCCAAUCCGAACGAUUGUUUGGUUAGGUCUCCAUAUUUUACAAAGCAAACUGUGAUCCCACUGAUAAAUCCUUUCUUAUUGUAAAUCCAUUCGUGCGAAAUAUUUAAAUACCUACAAGAAUGUGAAUAAUGUAUUAAUUAAGUUGUUUAU
Cydia splendana is the source of this 4624-nucleotide messenger RNA. RefSeq names its product sodium-independent sulfate anion transporter-like. The record is from RefSeq and is a predicted model, not a curated record. Gene Ontology annotation, molecular function: sulfate transmembrane transporter activity. Gene Ontology annotation, cellular component: plasma membrane. The transcript is spliced from 11 exons. Lineage: Eukaryota; Metazoa; Arthropoda; Insecta; Lepidoptera; Tortricidae. The coding region runs from base 5 to 1894 and encodes 629 amino acids. Gene Ontology annotation, biological process: transmembrane transport.